This is a messenger RNA of Mauremys mutica (yellowpond turtle), 2660 nucleotides long. Its product is annotated as GRAM domain-containing protein 2A-like. The record is from RefSeq and is a predicted model, not a curated record. The coding region runs from base 213 to 1244 and encodes 343 amino acids. Lineage: Eukaryota; Metazoa; Chordata; Testudines; Geoemydidae. The transcript has 13 exons.
CAGCCCGUGGUGCACCAGGGCCGCUCAGCGUCCACAUCAGCGCCGGCUUCCUGGGGCACGUCUCCCGGGCCGGCUCAGUCCCAGCAGGCACCGAGUCUGAGCUUUGAACUCUGCUCUGCCUGCCCAGCUGAUAAAGCAGCAGCUGGGAGCGCGCGGUGGAGUUGCAGACGGACAGGCAGGAGCGCGGCCGGGGGACCGGGACACCGUGGCCAAUGGAGCCCCGGCUCAGCGAAGCGGACACUGCCCUGGGCGAGGCGGCGGAGCCCUGCCUGGCUGACCCUGCCGCCAGCGCCGGGAAACUCAAGAGGAGCAAGAAGAUGCUGGAGCCGAAGAAGUGGCAGAGCCUGGAGGAGACGGGGAGCGAUGCCCCCCAGCCAAGGAGGCGCCCCAGCCUCUGCAGAUCCAAGACCUAUGACCCAUCCUUCUCCAAAGAGCCCGAACAGGAGCCGACCCCGGGCAGGCAGAGGGCCGCCUCGGCCGCUUAUGCCAAGCGCCGGGCGAGCUACCACAAGGCGUUCAAGGAGAUGCCCGAGGAGGAGGCCCUACUGGACAGUGUCUCCUGUGCCUGGCAAAGGGAAGUCCCCUAUCACGGGCGCCUCUACAUCUCCCAGAACUACAUCUGCUUCCACUGCAGCAUGCUGCUCCGGGACGUCAAGGUGGUGAUCCCCGUCUCCUCCAUCGCCAUCCUCAAGAAGGCCAACACGGCGCUGCUGGUGCCCAACGCCCUCAGCAUUCGGACCGCGGAGGGCGAGAAGUUUCUCUUUGUCUCGGUGAGGACCCGGGAGGCCACGUACCAGCUGCUGCGAUCGGUCUGCAAACACCUGCAGGACGGGAGCACGAGCAGCAGCCCCCCGGCCUCGCCCACCAACACCAGCUCCGAGCUCCGCGAGAAGGCUCUGACCUCGAGCCAGUCGGACCUGGAGCUGAACCCCCCCGAGCCUGACGGCCUCCCGGACCAGCAAGACGGGCUGGGCCCAAAGCAGAGCAGAGAGGACGAGGGCGAGGAGACGGCAGCGCCGAGCAAAGCGGGGUCGUGGCCAGGCAGGCAGACGAAGAAGAAGCCCAGGGGCUGGUGGGCGCAACUGAGCACCCUCAACGUCGUCAUCCUCAUCUACCUGCUGCUGGUGGUGGUGCUGCUGCUGUCCUCGGGGUACAUCGGCCUGAGGAUCGUGGCACUGGAGCAGCAGCUGAUGUCAAUGGGGGCCUGGCCGGAGCUCGACCUACACCAGUACAAGACGACCUGAAAGCAGGGAGGCCUCAGGCUGCACUCAGCACCGGAGGGAGCCUCGUGCCCGAAGGCCCAGGCUUGCUGCUGGCAGACGCCGCCCCUGCCAAACGGGCUGGGAUCCCGUGGCCGCUCCUCAGCUCUCCCCUCAUCCUGAGCAGAGCUGGGGCUGACUUUUAAGGAGACCAGGGGAGGGAAAGGAAGCGACAAGGCCUGGCCCAGGAACAGCUCCUGGCUGAUGAAAUGCAGCCAGAGCAGAGCCGGUGCCGGUGCCGGGGACAAGCUGAACUUCUCCUGAAAGAGCCCUGUGCUGAGCGUUAGUAGCGCACCGGCUUUCCCUGGGUGACCUGCGGAAGCCCGGCUGCAGCUGGCCCGUUGCGCUCAGGAUUCCUGCUCAGCCGCAGGGUUUGGAGCCUCAGCUGCGAUGGACGCAGGGCCCGACUGCACUGAGCAAGCAGCUUCCACGCAAACUUCAGCUGAGGCCGCAAAACCUUGAUGGGCUCAUUCCUGCUGCCGCGUCCUUGUGCCAAGGAAAUGGGCGUUUUCAGCUUCCGCCCUCGGCCACUGGCGAGCGGGAGAGUAUUCGGCCGGGCCAGGCCAGGCCGGGCGCGACGCUGCCUGGCUCUCACAGCAGCUGUGCCAUGGGAGCUGGCCUCUCGGGCCCCCAGGCAAGGCACAAGCCACCUGCUGACCUCCCCCGGGUGUUUCACUCCUCCAGCACUGAGCAUCACCACCCCCCCCGCCGCUGUCUGAGCCCCCCCGGGCUCGCGUGUGCUCAGGGCCCCUGCUGGGGGGGAGACGUGCUGCCUGGGCUCCAGCGGGGCUCCCUGCGGGCACGGGCUGCUGUGGGAGGCAGCUGCUGUCAGCCUCCAGGGGCGCCAGCCAGGCCUGGAAUGCACCUCUGCCCGCCCACGGGAGAUGGGGCUGCGGGUCCCCUGGGGGUUGCGGGUCCCCUGGGGGUUGCGGGUCCCCUAGCGCCGCUGGUCGCACUGCUGGGAGGACCGUGGCAGAGCUUGGGCUGCGGGUUCUGGUCAGUUACAGGCAGGGGGCUGGGGGUCCGGGGCAGAGCACUGAACCGGUGGGUACGGCCCCCGGCCCGUUGCUCCAGGAACCAAGCCCAGCGCCCUGGUGCCCAGCUGGCUCCUAGAGCAGAACAAGGGCCCAGACCAACCCGCUGGGGCGAGACUCCAGCUCGGCCUCCGGCCCUGUGCCCCAUGGGCCGGACGAGCCGGCCCCUCCCCUGCUCUCCAUUCGGCUUGGUGCUGCAGGCCAGCGCUCAGAGGGUGCCCGGGGAGAGGCCAGGGCAGCACCGCAGGGCCGUGCCCCAGGCUGGGCAAUGCCAGACGCUCCCCUGUGUCAUCCCCCCCGGGGCCGUGAGAGGAGGGUGGGUAAAGGGCUGGGCUCUGUUAGUAAUAAAGACAAGCUCCAGCUCCGG